CAACUUUAUAAAUGAAAAAUGGCAACACAUGAAACUGAAACUGAUGAAACCUACAUAAAAACCAUGAAAAUGGCAAUAGCAAUGGCCUGUAUAAGAAGUAAACCAGAUGACUUGACUGCUAAAGAAUAUACUGAACAAUUAUGUCAGAACUAUUUACAGAAACAACAAGAAUGCCAGGAAAGACUGAAAUCGACAGAAAAUGAAAUCCUUCAGCUUCGACAGCAAUUAGUUCUACAGUCUGCACUUGGACAAAAUGCAUUUUUACCUUUAAGAAACACAGUUCAACCAGAAGAACCACAAUGCCUGACACCACCGUCAUCUGGGACGACUACAUGUACAGUACAAUCCACAGUGGACAAUAGCCAGUUAAUUCAAAACACUGCCUUUUUACAGAGCAUUUUAAACCUUCAAUCAAUCACCAGGACACCUCAGUUAACCUCUGUUACUUAUACAACACUCAAGAACAGCUUGACCAUGGUUAAAUACUGUAUUGAAAAUGAGUCCAAUAUUCCCCUAUCGUCAAUACAGAAAAAUGUGCAUGUGAUAAUGGGAGUGUUAGACUCUGAAAAGAUUGUAGACUUGGUACAAGUAGUUGACUGUAUUAUAGAUAUUGUGAUGUGUAUACUGAAUAUGCUGCUGUACAAAGAACAUGGAAGUAUGGACCAAGCAGAAUGUCUUGUGACACUUGUGAUCUUUCCCAAAUUUGCACUUAAUCAGGAAAUAAGCUAA
This is a messenger RNA of Mytilus californianus (California mussel), 729 nucleotides long. Its product is annotated as meiosis-specific protein MEI4-like. The record is from RefSeq and is a predicted model, not a curated record. The transcript has 5 exons. Gene Ontology annotation, biological process: meiotic DNA double-strand break formation; oogenesis; spermatogenesis. NCBI's taxonomy places the organism in Eukaryota, Metazoa, Mollusca, Bivalvia, Mytilida, Mytilidae. The coding region runs from base 19 to 729 and encodes 236 amino acids. Gene Ontology annotation, cellular component: lateral element.